Paramecium octaurelia is the source of this 125-nucleotide messenger RNA. The record is from the annotation of a GenBank genome assembly. NCBI's taxonomy places the organism in Eukaryota, Ciliophora, Oligohymenophorea, Peniculida, Parameciidae.
AUGACGGGAAGUCAUCAAAUUACAAAAGAGUAUAAUUUAUUUCAUUUUAUAGCAUUCGAAAGUCAGAAAUUUAAACAGACCCUAGUCCAUUCUUAUAUAUAACACAUAAAUUUCAAGGAAAAUGA